Molecule: messenger RNA, 508 nt
Organism: Acaulospora colombiana
Lineage: Eukaryota; Fungi; Glomeromycota; Glomeromycetes; Diversisporales; Acaulosporaceae
Source: the annotation of a GenBank genome assembly
GCGUGUUCGUGGGAAAAGGGACCCUUCUUCCAUCCAAGGCACCGCUCAGGCGGUCUUUGCGCAAGCGUCAUCUGGUGCAGCUGCAUUCCUUGGACUUGGAGGGUCAAACGAUGACGAUGAAGAGGAGGAUGAAGAAGAAUCCUGGUCGGCGGGACUGGGAUUUGCACGAGUCCGCACCAAUAAGGACGAGUGGAAGGAUAUCAUGAAAUUCAUUCGUGCCGGAAUUCCACUAACAUGUCGGGCAAAGGUCUGGUUCGAAUGUAGUGGUGCGAUCGAAUUAUCAGAGCCUGGCACGUUCCGCGAUUUGGCUGCAGAAGCGGCCCGUAUACAUAAGCAAAUGAAGAGCGACCAAGGGAAACAUAUUGCGAUGGAAGAGGUUGAGAAAGACGUGACUCGAACCAUGCCAUUGAAUAGGGUCGGUGGUCUUGCCUCUACAGGGAUAAUGGAGUCCAUUUCGACGGUGCCCACCUUUGGAACGACACCGUUGACUACAAUAGGGGCUUUUUGA